Messenger RNA from Aspergillus terreus NIH2624, 1065 nucleotides. RefSeq lists its product as uncharacterized. The transcript has 4 exons. The record is from RefSeq and is a predicted model, not a curated record. The coding region runs from base 1 to 1065 and encodes 354 amino acids. Lineage: Eukaryota; Fungi; Ascomycota; Eurotiomycetes; Eurotiales; Aspergillaceae.
AUGACUGUUGAGCACCCCGAAGAUGUGUUGAAUACGGUCAACCUCGUUACGCAAUGUCUAUGUAUUCCGAUUUGUACGAUUUUUGUCGCCCUGCGAUUCGGCAUUCGCGGGUACUAUAAGCAGUUUAUUGGUGUGGAAGAUUGCGCUGUUCAUGGGCUACUGCGGCAUCGCGAUAGUCGAUUCUCAGUCGGAAAAUAUGGCGGAGGAUACCACCUCAAGGACGUCUCUGAAGCGCAUCAGGUCCUCUUCCGGAAAUUCUGCUACAUCGCCACCGUGCUGUACUGCCCCAUGGCCCUCCUGACCAAGGUCGCCCUGCUCUCCAUCCUCAUCCGCAUCUUCUCGCCCUACAAGUCUAAGAUCAUCUUCAUCUACGUCUUCCUCGGCUGCCUCACCGUCUACUACACCAUCGCCGAAAUCGUCAAGAUCCGCAUGUGCGAUCCGGUCCCGGCAUACUGGACCAUGGAGAAGGGGGCGUCAUGUCUCGACCAGCGCGCCGCGCUGAUCGCCGACUCGGUCAUCAGCGUCGUCAGCGACCUGAUCAUUCUGAUCCUGCCGCUGCCACUGACGUGGUCGCUGCAGAUGUCGCGCAACAAGAAGCUGCGCGUCGCGGGCAUGCUGUCCGCUGGCGGCAUUGCCACCGGGUUCAGCGUGUACCGGCUGGUGCUGGUGCUCCGCGACGGGUCCUCGCCCGACCAGACCAUGGUCUUUACCUGCGUCAUUCUGUCUGGAAACGCCGAAGGCGGCAUCGGACUGAUCUGCGCCUGCCUGCCCACCCUCAACAUCGUCAUCCGCAAGGUCCGCGACAAGGCCUACAGCUCCAACAAGUACUACCAGCAGGACUCGUCGGUGCACCUGAGCAAGAUGAAGGGCGCCAGCGCCAAAGGGUUCUCGGCGUCGGGCAGCCGGACGGACCGCGAGGCCGACUUUGCCAACGACCAGAGCCAUCUCAUCACGUACGCCGGCGCUGUGGACAUGUCCUCGACUAGCGACGGCAUCGGGAUUCAUAAGACAGUGGAUGUGUCGCAGACCGUGGAGAUGUUAGACGAACAUAGACAACGGUUUUAA